AUGGCUGGGGCGGGGAAAACAACACUUGCUAGAAAAUUCUACACUUCAACUAGUGCCAAACAACAUUUUGAGAUAGUUUCUUGGGUGACGGUGUCUCAGAAGUACAAAGGAAUUGAUUUACUAAAAGAUAUUCUGAAACAAAUCACUGGAAGCACAUUUAGGUCAGCUGAUCAAAUGCAAGAGUAUGAGGUGGCAAAGAUGAUUCAUGAUUUUCUAUCCCAAAAAAGGUACUUAGUAGUUCUUGAUGAUGUGUGGGAAACAGAUACAUGGGAAAUAUUAAACAGAACAACUAGAGCCUUUCCAGAUGCAGAAAAUGGUAGCAGAAUACUUAUAACCACACGAAAAGAAGAUGAUGCAAAUCAUGUUCAAAUGCCAACCCAUGUUCAUCCUUUGAAGAAGCUAGAUGAGCAGAAAAGCUGGGAACUUUUUAGUAGCAAAGCCUUACCAUCAUACAAGAGGUCUGUCAUACAUGAUGUGGAUGAGUUUGAAAAACUUGGGAGAAAGCUUGCAAGGAAAUGUGGUGGAUUACCACUUGAACUUGCAGUAUUGGGGGGUUACCUAUCAAAGAAUUUAAAUGCACAAACAUGGUCUGAUAUACUAUUGGAUUGGCCAUCGACCAAAAAUGAGCAGAUGAUGCGAAACAUGCUAGCUCGCAGUUAUUGGGACUUGCCAAAUCAUUAUUUAAGAUCUUGCUUCCUCUAUAUUGCUGCUUUUCCGGAGGACUCCAUGGUAUAUGUGUCAGAUCUUACCCAAUUAUGGAUAGCAGAAAGCUUCAUUCCACACAUACCAAAUCAUACACUAGAAGAAACAGCAUAUAAGUAUGUAACUGAGCUGGUCGAGAGAAGCUUGGUACAUGUUGUUGAAACAAGCAUGGCAGGUGGAAGGAUUGCGAUAAUAAGGAUUCAUGAUAUCUUACAUGACUGGUGCAAGGAAGAAGCAAGACAAGAUGGCUUUCUUGAUGGAGUGGAUAAAACUACUGGACGAGCUGGUGCACAAUUAUCAUCGGCUAACUUGGCAUCCUAUCGUUCUACUUUUCAAAGUUUGAGUAAUGUGAUCUUACCUGGAGCACCUAAUGUCAGAACUCUGUUUGGCUUUCAACUUGAAUCAGUAUCCCUUCCUAGGUUGAGGUUCCUAAGAGUUCUUUACAUUGAAGGCUCAACAUUGAGAGAUUUCUCCACAGUGAUUGGUGGCUGCAUUCACCUAAGAUACCUUAAGUUGCAUUGCUGUGGAGGUGUAAUGCUACCUUCUUCAAUAGGCCAGCUCCUUUACUUGCAGACUAUUGAUCUAAGAGACACAAAACUGGACUCACAAGUACCACAGUCCCUCUGGGAGAUCCCUACUCUAAGGCAUGUUUACCUCACCGAUGGGUUUUCUCCACCACCGCCUGCAAGGAGUGUGCGGCAGCAUCAUAAAGAGCUCCAGACCUUGUUUUGGGAUGUUUCAGAUGUUGGCAGUGAAUGCUGCUACCAUGACAUGGAGAUUUUAUUGGGCCAGAUGGGUCAACUAACGACAUUAUUUUUGGUGAUGUCCCCCAUGCCCUCCGAGGUGUUUAACAUACUUGCACACAUGCCUCACCUUGUUGAUAUUUCUCUCAGCAACUUUGGUGUGCUCGAUAAGUUGCCUGCUGAGCUCCCACGGGGUGUCAAGCGUCUUCGUCUCUGUGCCCAUGUCAUUAAACAAGACCCGAUGCCGAUCCUGGAGAAGCUUCAUUAUCUUGUGGUGCUAGAGUUGUCGGGGUACGAAGGUCAAACGAUGUUCUGCUCUGCCCAAGGGUUUCCUCGGCUGCAAGAGUUAAAACUUGUUGGUUUUUCAACUGAUGAUUGGAGGAUCGAGGUAGGAGCAAUGCCAAAGCUUUCCGACCUGACUCUUCGGGAAUGCAAUCGCAAGCUCCCCGAGGGGUUUCUACACCUUCCGUCCCUCAAUCACCUGACGUUGUACAGAAUGCCCCAGAUUUCCGAAGAUGACAACACACUAAAGGAGCUCGAACGGAAAGGAUGUCAGGUGGAAUCUUUAUGA
Messenger RNA from Triticum turgidum subsp. durum (durum wheat), 2016 nucleotides. NCBI's taxonomy places the organism in Eukaryota, Viridiplantae, Streptophyta, Magnoliopsida, Poales, Poaceae. The record is from the annotation of a GenBank genome assembly.